Pistacia vera is the source of this 1257-nucleotide messenger RNA. Its product is annotated as probable calcium-binding protein CML22. Bases 386 to 1084 code for a protein of 232 amino acids. The transcript has 5 exons. Lineage: Eukaryota; Viridiplantae; Streptophyta; Magnoliopsida; Sapindales; Anacardiaceae. The record is from RefSeq and is a predicted model, not a curated record. Gene Ontology annotation, molecular function: calcium ion binding.
CUUCUCUGCCAAACUCAGUUGCCAUUGGAGAUUCAAUGGCUGCUAUUAUUCGUCGACACAUCAUGUUCAUUGCACUGGCCGCUAAAAUCAACAAGUGCCGCAGCAUAACCAUUUCUGCCACCUCUUAGAGAUUAUGAUUUUCACCACUAAAAUUACCAAUUUAGAUAUGUAUUUUAAAAAUAUAGUGUUAAUUGAUUUAAUUUCUGACCUUAAGUCGAUGAAUAUUAUGUCCAUUUACCAUAUUGUCUUUCUGGUGAAACAUUACAUGUUAAUAUUUCUAAACUUCAUAGGUUUUUUUUACAUUAUCUGAUUGUGCCUAUCAAUCUUUUAAGGCAAAUCUCGAUGUUACCCUUCUCAGAAGUCCUUGUCUAACAAAUUCAUAGGCAUGCUAAGCUGUUGUUGUUCAGAAAGUAAGUAUAGUAAGUUGGACGCACAGCUUGAAAAGAAAAUGAGUGAGGAAAAGGUUAUCAGAAGUUCAUCAGGACAGAUCAGUUUCAAUUCAAGCGAAAGCAUAUAUUCGUGGUUCCCUAAGUUCAAAGAAGGAUUGAAAAAAAUCAAAGGUGUAUUUGAACAAUAUGAUGAAGACUCUAAUGGUGCUAUCUCCCGUGAGGAACUUAGCAAAUGCUUAGGGAAAUUUAAUCUCCAACUGAAGGAGGAACGGAUUAAUGAACUAUUCAAUUCUUGUGACAUUGAUCAGAGCCAAGAAAUACAAUUCACUGAGUUUAUUGUCUUCCUGUGUCUCAUGGAUCUACUAGAAGAACCCUCCUCCUCCUCUUCUUUUAAGGUGAUUUCGAAAGAGCUCAAGGAAACUUUUGAUAGAAUAGUUGACGCAUUCUUGUUUCUCGAUAAGAAUGGUGAUGGAAAGCUGAAUAAGAAAGACGUGGACAAGUCUUUAAAUGAGUUUUAUCCUUGGGAGAAAUCACCAGGAAAUAUCUUGAAGAAUCCAUUCAUGGAGAUGGACCAGGACAGGAAUGGGAAGGUCGGCUUCAGAGAAUUUCUCUUUGCUUUGAUCAAAUGGGUUGGCAUUGAUGAUAGCAUUGAAGUUGAGAGGGACUCAGAUGAAGAAAUUAGUGACAUAGAGUAAAAGCAAAUGCACAACAAAAAGUAAACAAAGGGGAUAAUAGUCCAGCACGAGGUCGGAAUAGUGCAUAUUUAUGUAUAUAUAAACAACCCAAAUGUUACCUGAAACUGCUGUUGUCUUUAUGUAAUUCAUAUACGCUUUCUUUUCAAACAGUAGAAACAUGAACCAUUCAAUAA